CGACGUAAAUCAAGUAACAGAAAAUAUUAGUCGCAAAUUCAAGUUUACACCUGAGAAACACAAAAUCUUCCUUUUUCGCCCUCUCUCUCCGCUACCCAGUCCCAAUCCCAAUCCCACCCGCUUUUAUUGAAGAAACCCAGGCUUCUUCUUCCCCUUCUCAAAACCAGAAAUCCUCUCCUUUUGCCUCUUCAAUCAACCGUCUACUGAAAGCCUAAGGUUUCUCUUUUAUGCCAAUUCAAAGACACGGGCCCUGAUUUUUUUUUUUCCUUCAGCAUAAUUGAAGGAUUUUGUUAAGGAUAUAUGUAAGUGCCCGAACCCAUUUUGAUGCUCUCUUAUUAAUAUAGUUAGCUAUUUCUUCUCUUCUCUUACUGUGUCUCAUCGGUACCUGUCGCGUUUUUUCGCCAUCAAAAUUGGGUGAGUUAGACUUCUUCCUGAUUGCUGUUUUCAUGUGCAAUUUUGAUUAUCCAUCUGUUUUUCAGUGGAAAUGAAAUGAAAGUCUACAUUUGUUAUGUGCGAAUUAUCUGUCAAUUUUUUAGUAUAGUAGUACCUGGUUUGUACUGUGAUUAUGCUUGACUUGAAGAAUUUUCCUGUACUAUUUACUCUGUUAAAAAUUAAAAUGAGAGCUGUCCCAGUAUCAGAUGGAAAUGAUGGCCGACAGCAAGAUUUGGGAGGAAAUUGAUCAAUCCGAGAGCUACCUUGUUUCUUCCAUGUACGAAGAGGCACUUUCAUUGGCGUCAUCUACUCUGAAAGUACUACUUGAGAAUAAGAAUAUUAUAUCCGAAGAAACAGUGGAUGGUCUUCAGUUUUAUGACAUGAUGGAGUCUGCUGGAAUGGUCUUGGUUCAGUCCCUGAAGGGACUUGGCAGGAGUUUGGAGAUUCUGAACGAGCUCAAGUUAUUGUUUGUACCUUUUGCCGCUAUUCCUGUUAAAGUUCUGCUAACUGGGGUAGUUUUUCAAAUAUCAGAAGAUUCAAUAUCUGGUGUUCGAGAAAUCCUUGAGGAGUUCCUUAGCAAGUGGGUCUAUGCUGAUGAGGGUUACUAUAUUCUUGUUGAUAAAGAAGUAAAUAUGGAUUCCAUGGAAGAAUAUGAGAGGAAAGUUCUCUUGGAUGUUGAUGUGUAUAUGGAAGUUGUUGAGGUAUAUGCUGUGAAAGUUCUUGGUAUGAUUCUCAAGGAUGUGGAUCUUGCAAUCUCUUGGGUCGAGAAGGCUGCAUUACCUGAAGACACGCAACAGGUGCUUUUGAGAAGAUUGCACUCCUUAUACUCUCAUAAAACCACCAAUGCCUCACAACGUUCCCCUUCAUUACUUCCCAAAGAUAACCAUGAAGCUCAAUUUCCACCGGAAAGUUCAAUUGCAUCUGGGAGAUCCUUAGAUUCUAAUUACCUGCUUAAUGGGGAGAUUGAUAGUAAACAACCAAUUUUGAAAUUCUCCAAACAAGAAAACCCAUUUUUUAGGUGGUUCCGCAGUAUCAUGUCAAAAUUUGGUAAAACUCAGUUGACGAAGCCUAAUGGGAGAAUUGUACUAAGCUGCUUUAUCUUUCUUCUAUAUUAUGUUUUGAGGCGAAAACAAGCUGCUUUAAUGAGGAUUUUUAGGAGACAAGUCUUUUCCGCGAAAAAGGUUUUGAGUGACUUGUGGCAACUUGCUUUUUCCUAUCAAGUGAACCCGUUGGCUGCUGUUCAGCCUCUUCCUGCUGCAACACGAGCUGGCCAUUGAUUAGUCCUUCACUCCAAUAGUUUUAUCUUGAAGAUGAUUUCACGACAGGUUUUGAUUUCUGUAUGGAAAGGGUUUAUUCUUUCAUUAUGCCUCAGCAUUUUUACGAAGUUAUAUACCAGCUAAAGAGAGCAUGCGUAUACUAUACUGAGAUACUCGAGAAUAAGGGUUAAUUUUCACUAUAAAGGAACCAGUAGCAUUUGAGGUUUUGGAGAAAAGCUAAAACAAUAGUAUGGCAGAAGUUUCCAAUCAUAUGGUGGAUGGUUCUGCUUUCUUCAUUUGUAAUUUGUAUGUGUAUUUUUGUUUUAUAAUUUUCAGGGUGAUUGAGCUGGAAUAAAUACACGCCCUUGUAUUAUCAAUUAUCACACUUGUGGUUGAUAA
Carica papaya (papaya) is the source of this 2087-nucleotide messenger RNA. The record is from RefSeq and is a predicted model, not a curated record. Lineage: Eukaryota; Viridiplantae; Streptophyta; Magnoliopsida; Brassicales; Caricaceae.